Messenger RNA from Suillus subalutaceus, 3094 nucleotides. RefSeq lists its product as uncharacterized. The coding region runs from base 105 to 2924 and encodes 939 amino acids. Gene Ontology annotation, biological process: protein catabolic process in the vacuole; cellular response to glucose starvation. The transcript has 4 exons. NCBI's taxonomy places the organism in Eukaryota, Fungi, Basidiomycota, Agaricomycetes, Boletales, Suillaceae. The record is from RefSeq and is a predicted model, not a curated record.
UCUAAAUUUCCGCCAUCCCAAAUCCGAACUCGGCUCAUCGUCGUCAAGCUUGUUCUCAACCAGCUUCUUGCUUCUCAAAUUGCACACGAAAGGUUUGCCAUAUUAUGGCCAACUAUACGACCGUCUUACUCGGCUCUGUAAACACCGUUCCUGAUGAUACCGCUGUAUCGGACCUUCCCCGUGGUCAAGUCGAUUAUCUUUCCCAUGAGUGGCGAGAAGAAGAUGUAUGGCGUUCAUGGCGGAGCAUGACUCGUCUAAAGAACGAAAUCACAAAUGGAAUGAGGUUGGAGAACGCUUCCUGGCGCACGUGGUGGAAACAACGCAACAAGCUUAGCACUGUUAGCCCCGAGACCCUUAAUUGGCUGAAAGAUUCUGAUGUUACGUGGCUAUAUGGUCCUCUUCACACGGCAGAUUACCCCGCCCCCGCCCCCAGCCCCAAACCAUCAGCCAACACUGCCGCCGCUCUCGAUCUCCCCAUGCUUUCGUCAUCCCCGCCCACUACAAAGCCAAUUCUAAAGCACCGUUCUAUUAUGGAGCUUCUUACUUCCGACCUACCUUCUUCUCCCAAGUUUAGCCCACCUGAAUCGGAAGAGGAUGAAAUACUUCAUAUUCAUUCGGAUCACGAAGCUCCGAAGCAUUUGACGGGGCCUGGUGUCGGAGGAAUAACAAAGAGGCCACCUCUCACGCACACUAAGAGCGAUACGCAUAUCUCCCGCUGGGGCCUCAAACGUGAUUGUAGGCGGGAUUCACCUCCGCGGAUCAUUGCAUCUGGAACUCCUGUUAUCACGACUGAGAUGGCCCCCGCCUCCAGGCAGGGGUCACCAGAUGCUGCGAUUGUGCCUGGCCAGAAGCGGAAACAUAUCAGCUUCAACACAUUCGUGGAACAAUGCAUCGCGAUCGAGAAGCCAAAGAAGAAGCGCACAGUUUGGAAUGUGGAAUAUACCAAUUCCAAGACAGUGGGUUCGAACGAUUAUAGUCAAGGCUAUAGUUUUGAGGAUGAUGGGUAUGAUGAGGACUCCGAAGAUGGGAUCAUCGACGAAACUGACGAGCUUCUUUUUGGAGAUGAAGACGAACGCCCCAGCUCACCGUCACAUCUUCAUGCAUCUUAUCCUCGGAGUACUCCUUCCCAUCCUCGGCCUUCCCCACCGCCACAGAAUACUUCCCCUGUAUCCUCUUCCACAUCGGAGGAAGAAGAUGAAGAUGAAGUCCUCGAGAUGCGCGUUAGGCAUGCUAACGCCGGGGGCAUGCUACCUUCCAGAUCAUCCUCGCACUCUUCCUCGUCGACCUCCUCUUCCUCGCGGUCCCGUCCACCCAAAGCUCGCUCCGCAUCAUAUACGCAUCACACGAACGGUACUUCGGUCCAUCAUAGGCGAACAAUUACCGGCGCCCUCAUGCGCACGCCCAGUUCAGAUAAGGAGCUUGUCACUAUCGCGCUCAUUGCACCAACCAUCUUGAAGACUCGAACGGAAGAGGAUGAGCACUAUCCCUAUGCCCAUUCUCAUGGUUACCCUCAUCCACCAUCAAGUGGCAAGUGGUAUGCCUACGGUGCGCAGGACUCACCCGUGGAGCUUGUCUACGUACCCCCAAGCUAUAUUUGUGCGGACAUUGACGGUGUAGACGGCGACGGGGUGGUCGACGACAUGAUGGCCGAGCGAUAUCAUAAGAGCUUGAAGCCAGCGCAGUUUUUCGAUGGCCCUCUCGUCGCGUCUCCCAGUCCGGAUGAGGAUGUGCCAAUGAAGGAGGUUGAUACUCGCACAUACUUUGAGCAGCAUGAACGAGUUGAGCCUGAGGCUGACGGCCCAGAGAGCGGGCUCCGCUACUCCCAUGGUGGCGCAAGAAACAUUCCUAUUGUGCGGAAUUUGGGACGACCUGAAGUCGUCGUGAGCUCUGAGGAUACCUCUGGAGAACGCUUAUCGCGUUCCGACUCGAGAUCUCGUUCUAGAUCGAGGUCUCACUCCAGGUCUCGCACACCAUCGCCUUCGUUGGCAUCCAUACAGGCGCCGCCCCAAAGUACAGCAGUCCCUGUACCCAGGUCUAGCUCGUUCUCGUCCCCAUCUGGAUUACUUCAGCCACCUGACGUGCCUCGUGGCCGGUCUGCGUCGUCAUCGACAUUGUCCUCACAGGCCGAGGGGCAGCAGGCACGAGGACGGAGUGUCACACGGACGUCUUCGUUCUCAGAUCGUGAUAGUGAGAGUAUGGAAAGACUUGGGAGCCUCAGCCCUGACGGUGGAUUUGGACUGGCAAUCGGAAUUGGCAGUGCUUACAUAGGUGGACGAGAACGGGACGCGCGCAGCGAUCGUCAAAGGGAGGGAGUCGUACGCGUUGUGGAGCGAGGUCGGGAUCGUGUUGGGCGCCGAACAGAUUCGAAUUCGGGGUCAGGUUCAAGUUUGAGCCCGGAAGAUCCACGGGUACCUACUGUGGUUACAGCUUCACUACCAGAACCACCGAAGAAGAAGUUCACGUCUGCGUCAUCCUCGUCUUCUGAUUCUUCAACGAUAUCAGCUGUUUCUGUGUCGACUGUGCGCCCGCCACCUCAGCUUGUGUUGAACACGGGACCUAGUACGCAGACUGGUCUGAUGCAAGCUGCUUCUGCUUCUGCCACCUCUGUAUCAUCCUCGUCUACGGUCAUACCCCCUGCACCUAAUCAAGCGCAGACAAUCAAAGAGGAGCAAGAGUGCAUCUCGCGACAACCUACGCCUGCCAACUCACCUAUCCUGGCAAUGCGCCCGGGCUUUCCCUCCCCGAAAUCCUAUUCCGCAGCGAAUUCGUCACGGCAUGACCGUAAACCGUCGGCUGGUACGUCGAGUAGUCCUACAAGGGACGACGAUCGACAGCAGGGUGGACUCGUUGGGCGCGCUGUCGAGAUUAUGGCCUUCCUAAAUUCCUUCUGGCAUAGUGGGGCACAAGCGAGUGCCUCGCCAUGAUUCUCGUUUCGAAGUCUAGAACCCCCGGUCAUCAAUGCGCCACCGCGAGCACAACAUGUCAUGAUAACACCAUGGCAAUCCCCUCCAUCUCCCCGACUUUGACGCUUAAUCACACCAUUUACUUAUCACCGCUAUUUUGGAACUAUUUCGUCUUCGCUGGGUCACAUCGU